Messenger RNA from Aspergillus versicolor CBS 583.65, 936 nucleotides. RefSeq lists its product as uncharacterized. Lineage: Eukaryota; Fungi; Ascomycota; Eurotiomycetes; Eurotiales; Aspergillaceae. The coding region runs from base 1 to 936 and encodes 311 amino acids. The record is from RefSeq and is a predicted model, not a curated record. The transcript is spliced from 2 exons.
AUGCCGACUGCAAGCACAACUCUUGGAUGGACCCUGGCCAACUGGGGCUCAGCGCCAGCCACCUGGACAAGCUCGUCAUGCAGCCAGCCCAGCCAGAUCUACUACGCAGACAACGACAUCCCCUCUAUCCCCGCCAUGUUUGAGUCGUGCCCUGCCACGACCCUAGACGAUUGCGGACCGCGGCCCACUAACUCAGACCUGGUUGACGACUUUCUGAGCGAUCAGCGCAAUAUCCCCUACUGGUCCCCGGGAGUCCGAUGCCCCUCGGGGUGGACAUCUGUCGGGGCUGCCUCGCGCCCAAGCGAUGGACAAGUCAGCACGACUGGCAUUUUUACGGUAGACGCCCUACCAACAGGUACUUGGAGCGACGAUGACAGUGGCGAUAUUGCACUGGGUGUUCAAGGCGCCCUCGGCGCACUCCUCGAUCCCAGCGAAACAGCCAUCGCUUGCUGCCCAAGUUCAAUGUCAGUCGGCAGAAACGGGGUUUGCUACUCCACGCUCCCAUCGCACAGCAUGUCGACAGCCUGCUUCGCUGACUUUGGCGCACGGGACCCGGAUCUGGAGCGUGUCAGCACGACGUUCGUUCUCUUCGGCGUCACCCAUACUGGUAAUAUCCUUGUGCCUACAGUGACGGUUCCAAGGACACCGACUCGCACGACGACUCGGACUCUGGAUGCUCGCGAGACUGAGGAGCUGGUUGCUGCGACUUUGGCGGGGCCGAUUUAUCUUGUGCACCGGCCUAGGGAUGGGGACGGCAAUGGAGAUGGCAAUGGCAAUGGGAAUGGUAAUGAAAAUAACAAUGACAGUGAUUCGUCAAACUCGGACAAUGACUCUGGCGAUUCUGGUUCUGACCAGGAUAAUGGGGCGUCCAGGAUGGCGAUGGCUGGGAUUCUGACGCUUUCUCUGCUGGCUGGGAUGGCUCUUGUGCCGUGGUAG